AUGCAGGAGAAGCUCAUGGCAAGGCAUGCGACCGUGGUUGACAGCUUUGAGAAGAAGCAGCGUAGAUAUUUGUUGGAGGCCAUGACUCCAAUGUCAAGUGUUCGCUCCAUAUGGGGAAGUCGUCCAUGUCAAGAUCCCUGUUUGGAAGAGAUGUGGCUAAAUUACUCCUGUCACUGCAUAUUCAGGCCUUCUGCUGAGCAAGCUCUGCAACUGCUGCAUGGGACCUUUUUUGGUGGUCAGAAUGUGAGCCUUUCAUGGGGAAGAAGCCCUUUGAACAAACAAACUCAGGUUAAUUCUUGCGUACCGAACUUCUAUCAUGUCUUGAAUUGUAUAUAUACUAGCGGUAAAGUGGGUAAUAUAUAA
Messenger RNA from Triticum turgidum subsp. durum (durum wheat), 363 nucleotides. NCBI's taxonomy places the organism in Eukaryota, Viridiplantae, Streptophyta, Magnoliopsida, Poales, Poaceae. The record is from the annotation of a GenBank genome assembly.